Rhipicephalus sanguineus (brown dog tick) is the source of this 7882-nucleotide messenger RNA. It is a transcript of the gene Rme-8, whose product is annotated as dnaJ homolog subfamily C member 13. The record is from RefSeq and is a predicted model, not a curated record. Gene Ontology annotation, biological process: regulation of early endosome to late endosome transport; receptor-mediated endocytosis; endosome organization. The transcript has 47 exons. Gene Ontology annotation, cellular component: endosome membrane. Bases 450 to 7106 code for a protein of 2218 amino acids. Lineage: Eukaryota; Metazoa; Arthropoda; Arachnida; Ixodida; Ixodidae.
AAUGGUUUAGCAACUCUGUCGAAGUGGGUUCCAAGGGGUCUACAACAUCUACAUAGCUUGUGCGGGUGUGUGUUUGCGGCGUGUUUAGCGGAGUGCGAAAAACAGAUAUUCGGCUAUCUCACUAAACUCGUGUACACACGCUGACCGCGAUUAUGUGUUCUGGGCUUGGCUCCUAGCGUGUGCGUUCGUUGUGUCCCUCUGUAGAGUUGAAGCUCGCUGGAACAUCGCGGAAUGACAGCGUGAAGCGCCCGAAAGAGCGGUGGUGUCCCGUGAUCGUCGGAAGAUCAGACGCCGGCGCGACGUGUGUUGUCCAGCCCGUUGCUGACCAGGGGGGCGGUGUUCUGCCCCUGCGCACACAUGCGCCUCCGGGACUCGGCCUCCGAAAGUGCUCGGGGGCGUUGAUGCUGGCACGUGCUUGUUGUCGCUAGACCCGAGCGGCCUUCUUGACCAUGACGGCCGAUGCUAUGAUUCAAAACCAGGACGUGGCCUGCUACCUGGUCACGAAGUUGUCAUGGAAGGGAAAGUAUGCGCGGGUGUUCUCGGUGGGCACCCAGGGCAUCCGCACCUACAGCCUGCCCAACAUGGAGAUCACCAACCAGUGGAGCUAUGGUGACUUUCUGCGCAUCCAACCUUUGGGCUCGGGCCACGAGUUUUCCAUCACGUUCCGUAAGGGCCGCAAGGGCGAGAACAGCAUGCGAUUCCUCUCCGAGCACCGUGCUGAUAUCAUCACCCGCGCACUGGAUUUCAAGCAGCUGUUUGCUGAGCCAUGCAAGGAAACUGCGUCUUACCGGGCACGCAAGGUGCACUGGUCCGACAACGAGCAGACCGUGGAGCUGGAGUUGGGCUGCCAGGGUUUUGUGCAGCGAGAUCCUGCCCGGAAAGGCCGUGUCCUCGGGACAUACCCGUACCGGGACCUGCGAGGCAUGGCUGCCCUGUCAGAUAUACCAGGAGGACUGGUGCUUGCUACUGGACACGAACGCCUGCACAUAUUUAUUGUGGAAAAGAGGGAGGAGCUGAUGAAGCGUGCCGUCGACUGGGCCAGCCACCACGUGGGGGUCCAGCUGUCGUUCCGCGAGCCGAUGACGCGGCCGGCAGCAAGAGAAGCCCGCCUUGGCCGGUACAGCACUGAUGAGGCACUCACAUCUCUAUGCGAAUUUGUGGUUCACAAGAUUUCUCCACGUCACGAGGAUCCUGCGAGACGCCUACUGUGCCUCACGGAGAGCUGCCUGCUGGAACGGGACCCUUCGACAUACACAGUGGUCACUCUGAGGCCACUAGCUGACGUGUGCCGCAUUGUCCGGUCAAGAGAUCAAGUGCAACAGUUUUCCAUCGAAUAUGCUCAGGGAGAUGCUCGCCACUACAGUUCCAGUGAUCGGGAUGCACUGCUAGCCACAUUGCUGGACGGUGUGCGUGCCUCGGGCAAUGGAGACGUGUUGGUAUCCGGCCAGGCAGGCCAGUGGGGACGAGGCCGACGGGUGGGGCCCCUCGGUUGCCCACCCGACGAGGACGUCGAGGCCACCUACUUGCGUAUGCUCCACACGCCACCACCUGUCGGUAACUGGAGCUAUUCCGAGAUUCUACUUCGCUUCAACAGCAACGUGCCUUACAGUGGGCUCCUGAACACUGCUACCAAAGAGGGCUUCUUUGCGGAGAACAAGGAGCGGCAGGUGCAGAAUGCCCUGGUGUCGGUGUUGGACCAGGAGGUGCCCUUGGAGAUGAUUGAAGCCCAGCUCCAUGCCUUGAGGCGCCUGUUUGCCUCCAAGCCUGGCUUCGCUGCCUUCAACCAGAUUUCGAGGGUUCGGGAACGAGUCGGUCUGCUGGUUGUCAAGGCUCUCAAGCUGGAUGACGUUGGCGUGGCCCACGCGACCAUCGACAUGCUGUGCGCACUUAUGCAGCCAAUGCACGACAAUGGUGACCUCUACCACGAGCAGCAGAACAAGUGGGCGUUGUUGUCUUCAAAGGGCUUCCUCGAGACCUUGCUGUCUAGCUUUGUACAACAUGUGGAACGGGGCACAGGGGCCCUGGUAGUGAGUGCCUUGCUGGACCUGCUGACGUUUGCCAUGUGCCCACCAUACAGCGAGACAACAGAUGGUGCACAGUUCGAUUCACUACUUGAGCUCGUGGCCUCUCAUGGGCGUGUGGUUUUCCAACUCUUCCAGCAUCCAUCAGUUGCUAUCGUGAAGGGAGCAGGCCUGGUGAUGCGUGCUAUCAUAGAGGAGGGAGAUGCAGAGACCUCGCGGCGCAUGCAAUCUCUGGCACUGGCUGAGGCGGCACUUCCACGACACCUGCACGGCGCCCUCUAUGGUGGCGGUCAGGAGUCCCGGCUGAUGGCCCUGCGGCAGCUGUGUCGCCACCUGGUGGGUCUGUGGGUCUCUGGCCACGAAGCGGCCAUGGCAGCACUCAAGCGCAUGCUCCCGCCCGGCCUGCUAGCCUUCCUCGAGGACCCCAACAAGCCACCGGCCGAUGCCUCAGUUCCCCGCCCUAGAGACAACCUGCGUCUGGCAAACGAUCAUUCGAGCAGCCGGGCACCCUCAAAGGCCUUGCAGCAGUUAAAAGCAGUGGAGAGGCAGGUGGACAAGUUCCUCCAGCACUGGAGGCAGCGGACACCGGCCUCCAACGCGAACGACACGGUGCGGCCCAUCGUCCUCCGCAAGCGACGGCAGCGUGUCCGCGUCGAGGCCAACUGGCCCAUGUUCUACUACCAAUUCUACCAAGACCACGCUCGUCCGGACCUCAUUUGGAACUUCAGGACACGAGAGGAACUGCGAGAUGCACUAGAGGCCGAGCUGCGCAGCUUCUGUCAAGAUCGGUCGGUGUGUGGUGCCGGCCUGCCCGUGGCCUGGAACCACUGGGAGUUUGAGGUGCUCUACCCGAGCCUGCAGGAGGAAGUGCGUGUGGGCGACUACUUCCUGCGACUGCUUCUCGAGGACGAACAGCCUGCUGACGGUGCCUCGGCUUCCUACAUCCGCCGCUCAUCUGAGUUCUUCAACGACCUGUACCAUGCCUUCCUGCUGGCAUCGGACCCGACGCGGCGGUGCCAGUGCCUUCAAGCCAUGGCGCUCGUCUAUGGCCGCCACUACAUGGACAUAGGACCGUUCAAUGACACCAAGCACAUACUCAGCAAACUGGACAAGUGUAUGGACCGGAUGGAGAGAGACCGCUUGCUCAUUUUUCUGAGCAAGUUGAUCCUUCACAAGCGAAAUGUCAAGGAACUCUUGGAUGCUGGUGGCCUGACUACCCUGGUGGAGCUGGUGACUCUGGCUCAUCGGCACGUCAGCCGUGCACUUGUCCCAACACAGAUGAAUGUCAUAGAGGCAUCACCUGACACGGUUCUGUGCCUGGAGAAGGAGUGGCACGUAGGUGGUGAGGACAAGGACCGACAGGGGCCCUAUGGAUACGAUCAGUUGCAGGAGAUGUGGGCUGAGGGCAAGCUCACCGCGCGGACGCUGUGCUGGGCACAGGGGAUGGCCGGCUGGCAGCCUCUUGUGCGCGUGGCUCAGCUCCGCUGGGGCUUGCUUGCCUCGGGGCAGGCCUUGCUCAACGACGGGGAGCUCGCAGCAACCGUACUCUCUGUCCUCUCGUCCAUCUGCUCCUUCUACCCGUCACGUGACUCGGACGGGGCUGUGGUGCGCCCCAUACCCCGUGCCAAGCGGCUCCUCUCCGAACGCUCCAGCCUCGUUCACAUUGUACAGAUUCUGCUGACCUUUGACCCUGUUCUGGUGGAGAAGGUUGCCCAGCUGCUGUUGCAGGUCAUGGAGGAGAACCCUGCGGUGCAGCAACUUUAUGCCACGGGUUUCUUUUACUUUGUUCUCCUUUACACUGGCUCCAACCUGCUCACAAUUGGUGAACUUUUGCACAAGGCCCACACCUGCCAAGCACACCGCUUCGACGAGGGUAGCUCACUCACGCAGCGCAGUAUUCUGGGACCCUUGCUACCAGAAGCUAUGGUGUGCUAUCUUGAGAACCAUGGAGCGGCCAAGUUUGCCGAGAUUUUCCUUGGCGAGUUUGACACGCCCGAAGCCAUCUGGAAUGCAGAAAUGAGGCGCUUCAUGAUGGGCAAGAUUGCAAGCCACAUCGGGGACUUCACGCCGCGACUCAAGUCCAACACUCGUGCCCAGUACGACUACUGCCCGAUACCGCCUGUGCGUUACCCACAGCUGCAGAACGAGCUCUUCUGCAACAUCUACUACCUGCGGCACCUGUGCGACAUUCAGCGCUUCCCGGAGUGGCCCAUCAAGGACCCUGUGGCACUACUGCGAGAUGUGCUUGAGCGAUGGCGACAGGAGCUGGAUCGCAAGCCGCCGCCGCUGUCCAUGGAGGAAGCCUGUGCAACCCUGGGCGUCACACAGGAGCAGAAGUCAGAUGACUCGGUUAUUCGGCGUGCCUACUUUCGACUUGCUCAAAAGUAUCACCCUGACAAGAACCCAGAAGGAAGGGAGCAGUUUGAAAAGGUCAACAAGGCGUACGAGCUGCUUUCCGACAAGACUCAGCGCUGCUCCGACGGGCCCGACCCCAUCAACCUUCAGUUGCUGCUGAAGACUCAGGCCAUACUCUUCAGCCGGCACGCUAAAGAGCUGGAGCCGUACAAGUACGCUGGCUACGGGCUGCUGCUGCGGUUAAUGGAGUCGGAGUUGGACGACCCCCAGCUGCGGAGCAAGGCCACGCCCUUGCUGGGCGUUGCCACCGAGACUGCCUGGCACACGCUGCGCUGCUCGCCGCUCAACGUUGAGGAGCUGCGCAGAGAGGGCGGCCUGCAGCUGUUGGAGCGUGCACUGUCGUGCAGCGUGGAGAUGCUAAGCCACAGCUCCCAGAAGGGUGCCCUGGAGGUGGAGGUGAUGAUGCACACAGCACACUGCCUGGGCGUGGCUGCACAGUUCCCAGCCUGUCGGCAGGCCCUGGCGACCAUGCAGGGGCUGUCCAGGGACCUUUGCCGAGGACUGUACUUUGAUCACCUCUCGGAGCUGUGCUUGGCCCUGGUGCGGUGCGUAGGCGCCCUGGCGGUGGAAAGUGCUCUGCAGGCCCAGCUGCUGGCAGCCGGUGCCCUCUUUCACCUCCUUCUGUCUGCGUUCCACUACGACUACACGCUGCGUGAGGGGGGUGUUGAGAGCGCUCUCGAGACCAACCAACAGGAAGUUGCCAAUCGAUUGGCUGAAGAAAGCAUCGGUGCGUGUGCUCGGCUGGCUGGCUUGGACGAGGCGUGCCCACCCAACGCAGUCGCUCGCUCGGCCCUGUCCGCGCUGCUGACUCCGUACCUGGCCAGAAAGCUGGGCGUGUUGCCAGCCCCCGAACUGCUGCGUAUUUUGACUGCCAACACGGAAAACCCUUACCUGCUCUGGGACAAUGCCACCCGCGCCGAGCUUCGGGAGUACCUGCGCGAGCAGCAGCGCUCGGUCGUGCGAUCGGGCGAAUGUGACGAGUCGUAUGGUGCCAACUUCGUGUACAGUGCCCACAAAGAAGAGCUGGUGGUGGGCGAGAUAUUCGUGCGGAUCUACAACGAGCAGCCCACUUUCCCACUAGAGAACCCACGCCAGUUUGCCCUGGACCUGCUGGACUUUGUGGGCUCCCAGGCGCAGUACCUGCAUUCAGCUCGCUCCCUGGACGAUAACAAUGUUGGGCCGGCAAGCGGUGGCAUCCAGCGGGUGGCACAGACGGAGCAAGCUCUCCAGGCCUUGCACAACGUGCUGCGCAACAAUCCUGGUCUGGAGAGCCUUUGCGUCGGCCACUUCCGGUUGCUCUUCUGCCUUCUCAGUCUGGACGGCUGCCGGGGUCUGCAGGCAGUCACCGUGCAGGUGAUCCAAGCACUGACGGGAAGCCAAGAGUGCGUGAGCGACAUUGCCAAUUCGGAGGUGCUUGUCUACCUGCUGUUGGUGCUGGUAACCUUCAAGCAGGCUGAACAGAGGCUCGUGGUGCUCGACACACUUCUUCCGCUGGUUUCCAACAGUCGUCUCGUAAAGGAGGCCAUUGCAAAAGGUGCGGUGGUAUACCUGCUGGACCAGUGGUGCAAUGGCACGGACGAGACGCUGCGUGAGCGAGCGGGGGAGUUGUUGGCCAAGAUGGCAGCCGACAAGCUCCACGGCCCCAUGGUGCGUAGUACGGCUGGUCGCUUCCUGCCAACCGUUUUCUUAGACGCCAUGCGCCAGGGCCCCAAGGAGGCCCUACACGUGUUUCAAGCCCAGCAAGAGAACCCCGAACUUGUCUGGAAAGAGGAGACGAGGCAACGGCUAUGCCAGACAGUGCGCCGCAUGGCCCUAGAGCAGUGGAACCUCCAAAAACAAGACCCCAAGGCCAAUUGCAAGCUGCCAGCGGAGUUCAGCCUGGUCGAGGAAGACCCAUCGGAGCUGGUGGUGGCGGGUGUCUACGUGCGCCUGUUUGUGCAAAAUCCAGGCUGGACGCUACGCCGGCCGCUCGAGUUCCUCACCGAGUGCCUCGACCGCAUCUGUGGCCUCCUCGCCAAGGAGCCCCUCGAAUCCGACAAGGAGGAAGGUAGUCCGUUGGAGCAGCUGUGCACGGCCGCCUGCGGUGUGCUUCAGGGUCAGCCAAACCUGCGGGAGCGGCUACCCGUGCUCGGGCACCUGCCCCAGCUGUGCCAAGCAUUGGCACGCAGGCCAGGCCUUCCAGGCUGUCUUCGCAUUCUACACCAGGCUAGCUCCAGCCAGGCCUGUGCACAGUCGGUGGGCGUGGCCUGCCUAGACCCUCUUGGUCGAUCGCUGUCGUGCCCCGAAUCAGCCCAGCUAGCCUGCCAAACGCUGCUGGGGCUGUGCCAAGCAUCCGUACCUGGCCUCGUUCAACAGGCUGUGCGUGGGGGUCUGGUGGAGCAGCUGCUUAAUCUUUUGGGCAAGCCAUCGACCAGCGCGACGACCAAAGCACACGCUGUGCAAGCACUCAAGGCCAUGGCAGCAGACAUGGCCAGUGGGGACCAGGUGAACAACCUUCUCGGCCAGUCCACCAUCUGGUCUGACUAUAAGGAUCAGAAGCACGACCUCUUCAUGGCACCUGCAGCUACGGCUGGCUACUUGCCCAGUGCUGGGACGGCCAUUGCUGGCUACCUGACGCAAGGUUCGAGCCAGCACAUGCCACAGACGCCGCCACCACUGGGCGAGAGCUGAUGCCCGCUGCUGGGACUCACACGCAAAACAAACGUGCCUUCCACUGUGAUGUUGGGGUCGCUGCCAAACCCUGUUCCUAUCUGGUCCAAAGCUGUGCGGGGGAGUGCGAUGUCUGCGUGAAGGCGUGACUCACAGAACACAAGCGGGCCUGGCAAAAGGAGGUCCCUCCCGGCAUAAGCCACUUGGCAACUAGGCCAACUCGCCACUACCGUACCUUUAGCGUACAUCUCGGCACUGGCGAGGAACGAGUGGCUUGUUUUCCGUCUCGCGCCAAAACUCUCACCUCCCCUCGCGUCCCGAAUUGGUGCUGAAGCACUCGCCGGAACGACGUUUUAAGCCAAAGGAGUGAGGCUGCCACGUCGUUUCCUUCUCCUCCUCCUUUGGUCAUCGUGCUGUGUGGUUUGUAAUGCUCGCCAAUGCAACGAGUCUCUCGCGGCGUUAUCAAAGUGUCGGCCACACGUCGAGCGACCCACAGACGCGUCCGAUUUGUACCAGUUUUGUUUGCCUUUGUAAUUUUAAUGUUGUUAUCUUUCAACGUUUCUCUUGCUUUGUUUUUUUUUCUAGCUGUGGAUGCAAAGUUGAAGAAAAGUAGGGGCUUUAUAAUGCUGGCCGGUGCUGUCAAGGAAAGAGUAGUUUUACAAUGGCCGUCGGUAGGCACCUGUUUCUGUAUAUUGUCCGUCAUUUUUGGCUACAUUCUGAGAGUGUGGAUGUGAUGCUUAUUGUGAAAUGCUUGUGCGUGUUUUGAAACCGGUUUGCAAUAAAGACAUUCCCCUUAC